UUCAUUUGCUGAUUAAAAUGAGUUCACUGCUCUUCGAUAUAAAAUUAAAGAGAGAGAAUAAGGUUUACCAUGAAAAUGACAUGCUAUUGGGCUGCGUGCAGUUUCAGUGCGCCCAGGAGACAAAACACGAAGGAAUUAUAUUGUAUCUGGAGGGAAUCGUUAAUCUGCAACUUAGUGCUAAGACCGUUGGGCUUUUCGAUGCUUUCUAUAACUCGGUGAAACCCAUUAAUCUGCUGCAGAAUAGCCUGGAGUUAUCUGCGCCCGGAAAACUGAGCGCCGGCCGUUCGGAGUUCCAUUUUGAACUGCCUUUGGUGUGCAAAAAGGAACCGCGAAUUCUUUAUGAAACAUACCACGGAGUUUUCAUCAACGUGAACUACCAACUCACUUGCACUGUGAAAAGGAAUUUCCUGGGCAAAGCGUUGACCAAAAUCCAGCAGUUCUGCGUGCAAUACAAACCGGUGCCUCUAAGAGAGGAUUCAAAGAAGGUGGUUCCUUUCAGCUUGAGUCCGGACUCACUGCAGAAGAAUGCCAGCGCCAAGGAGAGACUGUCCAUGCCCAGAUUCCUCAUCACAGGGCGUUUGGACCGAAGUGAAUUCUGCGUAACAACUCCGAUUACUGGCAGCAUUACGGUGCAACACACGGAGGCGGCCAUUAAGUCCAUUGAGAUGCAAUUGGUUCGUGUGGAAACCUGCGGUUGCGACGAGGGCUACUCCAAGGAUGCCACCGAAAUCCAGACCAUUCAAAUAGCCGAUGGCAAUGUGCUGCCGAAGCUAGAACUACCCAUCCAUAUGGUCCUGCCCAGAUUGUUCACCUGCCCCACUUUGCUCACCAAGAACUUCAAAAUCGAGUUUGAACUUAAUCUGAUUGUUGUAUUUAAAGAGGACUACACGGUUAGCGAGAACUUCAAAAUAGUCCUGAAACGUUCGGCGGGUCCUCUGCCCAGCAAAGGAACUACCGCAGGACGCUGAAUAAAUAAACUUUCCCAUAUGGCAGCUAUUUUAUGAACAUAAAAGUUCAACAAACUCGAAAGUGUAAUAAGAACAAAAUACAUUUAUCUAAAAAAUGUAGUAAUUAUAAAUUGAUUGGGCAUAAGAAUCUUCCUGAAAAUAA
This is a messenger RNA of Drosophila mauritiana, 1110 nucleotides long. Its product is annotated as vacuolar protein sorting-associated protein 26C. NCBI's taxonomy places the organism in Eukaryota, Metazoa, Arthropoda, Insecta, Diptera, Drosophilidae. Gene Ontology annotation, biological process: intracellular protein transport. The transcript is spliced from 3 exons. The coding region runs from base 18 to 968 and encodes 316 amino acids. The record is from RefSeq and is a predicted model, not a curated record. Gene Ontology annotation, cellular component: endosome.